AUGCCAUCCAAAAAGUAUAAGAGCGCAGCUGCAAGUGUAGUAAUGCUGAGCCUUUUUUCUAUUAUUUCUGUGCUUGCUGUGAUGACAGAGAGCAGUGUUUUGCGUGAGGAUGCUAGCUUGCAAGAGUUUGGCGAUUUUUUUUUCUUGGAUCUUGAGGCUUCUCCCGUGCGCACAGAAAACCCCGACAUUCUUACAUGCGACAGAUGGGUAGUUCUUUUUGAAAAUGAGCUAAAAGAAGAGGCCGAACCCAGCGCAAAGAGCAAGGAUACGGCAUGCGAAGAAGACCUGCUUCUGCUUUCCGAGCUGAUAAACACGCUGGCCCAAAGGGGGGACGACUUUUCUAAUAGCUGCAAUGGGUUCAUGCGCAAGCACAUAUAUGGGCUGUUCAAGGAUGCCCUCCAAAAUGAGAGAGUGGCUGUGGUCUUUAGAGACAUUGAAUGCGCUGAGUAUGUUGUUGUUUCCAGCAGCGUCAUAGAAGGCGCAGCGGAUGCAGGGGAAGAGUACUUUGGCGUGACAAAAAGCUUCAUGCACCAAAAAACCCCAGAGUCUUUCAUCUGGGUCAACUACAAGUACACAGAGUCGCCGCCUCCAGAGGCCAAAUCUUUCAGAGAAAGCUCAGAUAACCCCCUUCAAGCAGGCAGCAGCUGCAUUGAAUGCGUUUGGAGGCGCCCCAUCAUCUUGCAAAGGCUUCCAAACGAAGAAAAAGUCUGCAUUUCGUAUGAAAGCCCAUCCCAAAAAAAAGCCGUGCACAUAACUUGCGCGCACACCCACUAUAUGGUGGAUGUUCUUAUAGACCUGCUGGCCCAACACAGCGCAUGGCUCUCCGAGAUGCCGCGUCAGUAA
Molecule: messenger RNA, 843 nt
Organism: Nematocida major
Lineage: Eukaryota; Fungi; Microsporidia
Exons: 1
Coding region: 1-843 (280 amino acids)
Source: RefSeq, a predicted model, not a curated record